This is a messenger RNA of Brassica napus (rape), 2071 nucleotides long. Its product is annotated as probable WRKY transcription factor 10. The record is from RefSeq and is a predicted model, not a curated record. Gene Ontology annotation, molecular function: DNA-binding transcription factor activity; sequence-specific DNA binding. Lineage: Eukaryota; Viridiplantae; Streptophyta; Magnoliopsida; Brassicales; Brassicaceae. The transcript has 5 exons. The coding region runs from base 570 to 1901 and encodes 443 amino acids. Gene Ontology annotation, biological process: regulation of DNA-templated transcription.
CAAAAUAAAAUUGUUGAAUUUUACUAUAAGAACACCAACUCUCUCCUAUGCAGCACACAUAUCUGUUCCUUUUCAUCAUAAUUUUCAGCUAGCUUUCUCUGAAGAAAAGGUUUCUUCUUUACAUCCAUAUGUUUUUUUUUUCUGUCAAACUUUCAUUUAUAUUGAUUGAAGAGAGGAUACUAGAUCACUGUACAAAGGGUUAAACAACCAUGCAGGUGGAUACAAUUUCUAAGUAUGAUAAAUAAGAUUUGGAGGACCUAAUUUAGCUACUAAAUGGGCUGGUUCACGUUCUUCUUCUAGUAUAGUUAAACAAACAAUUUUUUUUUAAUUUUUGACUCCAGACAUAAAUAUCUUUAUGUUUUCGAUGACAACAUUCCAGCAUGAUCUAUUAACAACUUUGUCUCCUUAAAAAAUGGUUGAUCUUUACAUCUAUAUGUAACUAAGUAAACUAUAUAUUCAAUAAUGAGUGAUUGUGUGUGUUUGACUCCAGACAUAAAUAUCUUAAUGCAUGUUCUUUUUGUUUUAGUUUGUGUGUGUUUCUUGACAUCUCAGGGUUUUCUCCCCCAAAAAUGAGUGAUUGGAGUGGAAACGCCAUAGAAAUUUGGAAUCCCCCCAAAAUGAGUGAUUGCGAUGGAAUAGUACGAGCGAUGCUGGAGCAAACCGACAAUGGUCUUAAUUCGAUCAGCCAGAUCUUCCCUAAAACCAACUUAUCCACUAAUCAUCAGUCCGAACAAAGAUCUAGUCUCGGCGAAAGAGUAUCUUCAAGAAUAGGAUUUAAUGUUCCACCGCUCGAGACAGAGAACAUCAUGAGUCCAUUUGCUGUUUCUAGAAGCCAGACUAAUGUCCCUUCUCCUCUCAUCGCAGUCUCUCCAGGAUUUAGCCCAUCCGCACUGUUGCAGUCUCCAAAAAAGUUCUCUAAUUCUUUUUCACAGUCUCCAGUCGCCAAUGACGGGCCUCCGGAGAUGGUGGAAAGUUCUGGUGGCGACUAUGCAACCACGAUGAUAUUCAACAACGAUGUUCCUCAUCAACCGAUGAACUUUGAUCAUAUGCCUCAUCAUGAAGGCUUUUAUGAUAUUCCAACCGAAGAGUCUGUUUAUGUCCCAUCUCAUGAAUCUCAUGCUGAUCUCAUUGGUGCUCCUUUAGUCACUUCUUUUGAAUCUGAUGAAGUUGCCAAUGAAACCGAUAUCAUGAACAUCAUCUCCCUCGACAGCGAGGACGAGGACGAAGAUUAUAAGGAGGACGAAGAAUACAAGGAAGACGAAAAUGUAGAUGAAGAAGAUGACAGUGUAGAUGAGCUUCCACCUCGAAAGAGAAGGAAAUAUGAGGUAUCAGACAUGUUCGGAGCCAAAAGAACAAGAAAGGACGAAAGGGUUAUACUUCGGAUGGAAUGCGAAGAAGACAAUCCUGACGAUGGUUAUCAGUGGAGAAAAUACGGUCGGAAAAUUGUCAAUGGGAAUUCAAAUCCGAGGAGUUACUACAAAUGCACACACGGUGGGUGCAAUGUGAAGAAACAUGUGGAGAGAGGAGCAGAUGAUGUGAAGUUACUGGUAGUCACAUACGAUGGGAAACACAAUCACCCAAUACCAACUGGACGCAGUAGCAAUAGAUCCGGUCCAAGGAACCGUUCCGGCUUUUCAGUGUCUCAAACCCCUCGGUUAGGCAGGCUUCCUUCUUCCUCUUCGGCCUGUCAGUAUUGCUAUUCUUCUUUGGAGCCACACCCUGAUAUGGCACUGCUCUAUAUGACUGGACUCUCUAAGCUGCAGAGUUUUCCGGUUAACCAUAAUCAUGGUUUUAUGUACCGGCAUGAUGAACCGAUUAUUGAUCGUGUGAUACCCGACCGUACAGAGGUGUACAAUGGGAUGAAGGAUCGACUAUUGCCUAACUUUGGUUUCAACUUUUAGAUUGCAAACUUUAACAUAAAAAUAAUAAAAAGAUGCAAACCUUUUUUUAUAUCCUUAUCAGAUAUACAAUCAUGUAGAAGAUAUACAAAAUCUUGUAUUCAUCCCCUUUCAUUAUGAUUUUUACUGCAUAUUACUCUUUGAGUUGAUCUAUUAAUUCAACAGUUGGAAAU